Messenger RNA from Danaus chrysippus (African queen), 1269 nucleotides. The record is from the annotation of a GenBank genome assembly. NCBI's taxonomy places the organism in Eukaryota, Metazoa, Arthropoda, Insecta, Lepidoptera, Nymphalidae.
AUGCACAAUUUAGAUUCAGAUAGUGAGGAUGAAUUACCUCCAGGUUGGGAGGAAAAGUCUACUGAGGAUGGAAAUGUAUACUUUGUUAAUUCGUGCAAUAAAAAAACUCAAUGGACACAUCCUCGUACAGGGUGUAAAAAAGUGAUUCCCAAAGAAUUGCCUUUCGGUUGGAGUAAGACUGUUGAUGAAAGUGGCAAAACAUUGUAUGUGAAUCAGGAAACCGGUAACAAAACAUAUGUGGACCCACGACUCGCCUUCUCAAAAGAAGAAAAAAAGCAUGUCAAUGACUUUAGGCAGAGAUUUGAUGGUUCUACUACAGCAUUUCAGGUUCUACAUGGAGUAGAUUUAUCUGGCAAAUAUGCUGUUAUAACAGGUUGUAAUGCUGGCAUAGGUUAUGAAACUGCAAAGUCCCUAGCUAGACAUGGCUGUAGUAUUUUAUUUGCCAAUCGUAAUUUAGAAGCCACUCAAAAAGCCAUUGAAGAUAUUGUUAAAGAAACAAAUAUUUCUGAAGAAAAUUUGAAGUCAAUACAUUUGGAUUUGAGCUCAUUGAAAAGUGUGAAGAAGUGUGCCUUAGCUAUUAAAACGGUUUUUUCUGAUCACAUUGAUAUGCUUAUAUUAAAUGCUGGCGUGUUUGGUUUGCCGUAUGAAGAGACAGAAGACCAGUUAGAUCGAACAUUCCAAGUGAAUCACCUCUCACACAUGUACUUUGCUAUGUUAUUGGAACCAUUGCUAAGAAAAGGAUCGAGAGUUAUCUUUGUAUCGUCCGAAUCACAUAGAACAGCAAGCCUUAAAAAUGUAUUUGUAAAACAAAAUUUAGCACAUCCCAAAGAAGCAUACAGCGCUAUGACAGCAUAUGGAAAUUCAAAACUGUAUAAUAUUAUAACUGCAAAGAUGUUAAGUGAAGAAUGGAAACAAAAGGGAAUUGCUGUGAAUUCUUUACAUCCCGGUAACAUGGUCUCAACUAAUCUACAAAAGAGUUGGUGGCUCUACCAAGUUUUAUUUUUUAUAGUUCGACCAUUUACCAAAUCAUUGCAACAAGCAGCGGCAACAACAGUAUAUGUAGCUACAGCCGCCGAAUUGGAAGGAGUCACAGGUCUUUAUUUCAACAACUGCUUUUAUUGUGAAGAGUCGACUUUAGCCAGAGAUAGAGAUAUAUCUCAUGAAGUUUUCUCAAUAUCCCUGAAGAUGAUCCAAGAAAGAAUGGGUAACGAAUAUAUAGAGGGAUAUAUACAGAAAUAUUGUACAGUCAACAAGAAAAAUGAUAAAUAG